This is a messenger RNA of Penaeus chinensis, 3503 nucleotides long. RefSeq lists its product as uncharacterized. The coding region runs from base 238 to 1926 and encodes 562 amino acids. The transcript has 13 exons. NCBI's taxonomy places the organism in Eukaryota, Metazoa, Arthropoda, Malacostraca, Decapoda, Penaeidae. The record is from RefSeq and is a predicted model, not a curated record. Gene Ontology annotation, cellular component: adherens junction. Gene Ontology annotation, biological process: heterophilic cell-cell adhesion; homophilic cell-cell adhesion.
GGCCGCCGUCGAGCUCAGUCUACCUGCAACGCGCGCCGAGACAGGCCGUACUGACUCCGCUCCCACCGGCUGUGAUAGUGAUAGUGGUUGUGAUGCUGUGAUAAGAAGUGUUUUUAUAACCAUUAACCGGACGAGUGCAUGUCGUAGUGGUGGUACGGUUGAGUGUCGGGAUCGCGUGUGUCAGAGCGGGAUAAGGUUUUGAAUUGUGACGCUGUGUCUCGGAGACUUCAACAGGCCAUGUGCAAGUGUUCCUUUGUGCGUGUGGCCUGCGUCGCCCUCGCACUCGCGGCGGCCUCUCUUGCUCAAGAGUACAGCGUAGAUGAACCAAACAACGGUGACGUUGUCUUUAAUGGAGUUCAGGGUUCUGACGUCUCAUUGAUCUUCGAUGCCUCGGAAAUUGUUGUAAAUCCAGGAGAGCAGUUAGAUUUGAAUUGUGGAUUCAAAGGACAGUAUCGCCACUGCAUCUGGGAGCUUGAAGGAGCUAAGCCUAUCCAGGUACAAGAUGUUUAUGAGAAUGUCCAUCCUGGAAUGAGCAAGCCAGUGGAAUCAGAAGGAAAUGAAUGCGGAAUUGUCAUAAAUUCUGUCAGUACUGAACAACAUGGCAUGUGGACCUGCAGAGUGUUCAUCACUGGAAACUCACUUGAAGGAUCAAAAAAUGUUAUUGUAACUGUAAAGCCAACAUACCCAGUUUUAGAGGUAGAUAACAAUCAGCUUCUGGAAGUAAACAGUGAUGAAGAGACGCCAGUCAAGUGUGUGGUUGCUGCAGCCAGACCAGCUGUGGGUAUUCGCUGGUUCUUAGGAGACAGAGACGUCACUGUCAUGGCAGAAACUGAAGAAACCCCAACUGACAAUGAAGGCAUGUAUAAAAGCAUAUCAACUCUGCGACGAACCUUUGAGCCAAUGGAAAAUGGAAUGAUGCUGACGUGCAGUGUGUCUCACAAGACUCUGAAUGUGCCUGAGAAUGCAAGCAUUUCUUUGAAUGUUGUCUUCAAACCAGUUGAAAAGCCUGUUAGCACCUACUACCAGAUUCGUCCAGGCUCAGACUACGAAGUAAAAUUGAAUUUCUCGGCCAACCCACCUCCCAUUAGGAAGGAGUGGAGGUAUGGAGACAGCUUCCAGAACAUUGCUGUCUCCAUUGAGAUCCCUGGUGCCAAAGACCACUAUGAGACAUACAUGGAGGAAUUAGGCAACGGAAUGUACACUGCUACCUUAAGGAUUGCUGGGUUCAAGGAGGAAGAUGCAAAUCAACGUUACUUGUUGGUUGUAGAGAAUGAGCUUGGAGAAACGGAAUACAAAGUGCGGCUAUCAAUGGAUGAUGCUCCAAAAGAUGGUGACUCAGAAACUCGCGACCAUGACAAAAAUCCAUCCACAGAAUAUUCAGUGUCUGAAGGUAUUGUUUUCGAUGAUGAUACGAUGUCAAAAACCCUGAGUGGAGGAGCGGUCGCAGGCAUCGUGAUUGUUGUGCUGAUUAUUGUUGCUGCCAUUGGAGCUGCAGCUUACGCACGGUAUCGCCAGAUGUUCUGCUUUGCUCCUGUAGUCACCCCUGAUCCUGAGGAAGGCAAGGAAACCAAAGAAGAACACAGCGACACUGAGAGUGCAAGAGGGGCAAACACUACACGUGCAGCCAACCUCAAGAAUAGCCUUGGAAGACUGACACAGGUGUUCAAGAAGCCUAAGAAAGAACAGGAGACCAAAUUGGAAAAUAUUGGUGAUGAUGAGAAAAGGUCUCUGACCACUGAUGAACCUAAAAAGGGAAGCCCAAUCAAGGAGCAGAAUGUUGAUGAUAAAGAGGUGGUGUAUGCAGAGCUAGACCUUGGCAAGAGCGAAUCUGAUAAAAAAACAGAAGUGAAAGCCGAAGACAAAACGGAGUACGCGCAGAUUGUUGGAACUGUGACAGACAACCGAGAAGACGAGAAAAAGGAGUAGAACCUUCCUUUGAAGACAAUUAGACAUUUGAUAUUGCUGUAAUAAGGAAGCAAUGAUGCUCAUUUUUAGACCGAUAUAAAUGUCUCAUAGACAAACUUUGUAAAUUCUGGAUUUUUGACACCAGACUUGCUGUCCUGGAUUUCUUGAUUCUCUUUUAUAAGAGUGAUUAGAUGUAUUUUAAUUUGAAAUGUUAUUGAUUUCCUUCUACAUUAUUUCUUCUUGAACUGAAUUUUCUUUUUAUUCUAUUAAUGUGUAUUGUGUAUUCUGAUUUAUUUUUAGGCUAAAAAAAAGGAUACUUCUUUCACAGAAGAAUAAAUGUAAAUUACAUUAAAUGUGCUUUCAAGUAAUGUAAGUGAAAUUUUUGAUGAUACAGUGCUGAUGCUAAUUCAGUUAUAAAAUUUAUUGUAAUCAAUCACAGGAAAAUAUUUGAAUUGAGUAUGCUCUUCAAAAAAAAAAUAUUGGAAUAAUCUAAGGCAUGCUUCCAUCUGAAUUGCAUUUAUUAGCAUUGUAUUGUUCAGUGAUCAUUGUACUCAGCAUAUCUAAAUCCAUAUGCCAUUUGUAAUUUUGUUUUAACAACACACUGGUUAAGAAGAAGAAAAAAAAUCCUGAACCCAGUUAUGACCCAGUUAGUAUGUUGCUAGAGCACAUUGAUUUCUCGUAGUUAUAUGUAGAUUGUAAUAUUCAAGAUCUCACAGUAGAUUUCCUUUUUGUAAGAUGAUUAAUUUUUACCAAAUUGAUUAGAUUUAAAUUUCAUUGGUUCACUGUAUCCAUUCCUUUGCAUGUCAGGAUUUUAGGCAAAAACUAAAUCUAAAUGAUGUCUAGUGUUCACAUAGCUUUUUAAGUGUUAGCUGACAGGUUGGAUUGUUCUUAAUAUUUUUGAACUUGGUGAGAAUGUUAUGUAUUGUGCGAUUGUCAGCCUAAUGCCUCUUCACUCUGGGCUUAAGGUGCGUCUGACAAAUCUUAGGUUUAUUUCUGUACCUGAUGUAGAAGCUUCAAAUGCUUAAGUACUUUUAAUGAAUACACUAUCAACUAAAAUAGGAAGGCAUGUAAAUCAUAAACCGUAGAAAGCAAGAGAUGUUAUUUCAUAUUUCAGCAUUUUAGAGGAAAUGAAUAUUAUAGGUGUUUUACACUAUUAUAAGUGAAUGGAAUCUGCUGUUGAACUCUCAGCUCUAUUUAUUUUUGCAACAAAAUGUAUAUUAUAGCAGCAUUAAGGAAAGGAUCUUCCAUAUGUGAGUGAAACAUUAUCCAGUUGUGUUCAGCAGUAUACAUAGUGACUUAGUGUUUCUUCAUAUUUUUGUAAGGACAAAUACUGCUUUAGUAAUAGCAGUAUGUCAUUUAGAGGUAUCAUCAGUCAUUGGGUGCUGCUAGUCUCAAUAUAAAGCACUUCUCAAAAAGGACAUACCAAUGGCAAGCAUUACCCAGGAUAAUGCCAGUGUGUACUGUAGUGUAGCCAGUUCACCAGAAUUUGGUAAUCACUAUAUUUGUAAAUAUUUUACUGUGUAUAUGCUGACAAACACUCAUCUCUAGUGUAAUUUUUGUAUUAUGUUUGUCUACUCUGCAACAUGGUUCACUGUGAA